CGCCGGUCGGACGGUCUAGCUGAUGUGGCAGAAGGAAAAUCCUCUGAAUAGAAAGAAAAAAUCCUGUUUGCUUCUCAGAUACUUUUUUUUCAAACAUAACAAGACUAACUGUUGGGUGUGAGGUGUAAGUGAUAUGCAGAUAUUACUCGCGCCGUUAUUCGUUGGAAGGAAGAAAGAGAGUGCAUUUCCUUCGUCGGUAUUUGUUGUUUGGAGUUGGGUGUGAAAAUAUGAUCUUUCUUUUAUAUGAAACGAGAACACAUUGCAGAUGAAAUAUUAUAAAAGAACACGAGGUGUGAAAUAUGUGGGAAUAAAUUUCAUUUCCCCUUUGUUUUCUGAUUGCCCGACCAGGUGUUGAAUAAUGAAUCUAAUAAACACGAUCUGAUUUGACUGCGUGUCGACGAAAGCCGCCUGAAAGCCAGUGGGUGAGAUUGGGAACAGAGAAGAUCCCGGUGUUUGGAGGAUAUUUAUUUGUUUACGGAGUGCGCGUUUUGCUGUGCUGCGAAAGCGGUAUGAAAUAUUGCACGAAGAGACGAAUUAAUGAGAUCGUAUGUACACGCGUUGGCUGAUGAUCUCGACAGAGACCACCUAUGAAAUGAUCGUCGCUAAAAAUAAGCCGCGUCGUGUGUUGAACCUGUUCAGGUAGUGUUUAUACGUGAUUUACGUAGGAAACUUUACAAUAAUAAGCCCGGUGCUGAAUAUUGAGAGGCUUAGUAAUGAUUAGUUAAAAUAACGAAAAGAAGAAAAAAGUUUUUCCUAACCAAGUGGAGUGAAAAGAUGGAGUGGAAUAGUGGAAACAGUAGUAGCACAGGGGAUGAGUCCUAUCCCCUGGCAGACAGUAGCAGUACAACUGCAACAACGUUCACGAAAUUGGGAGUGGUGGCGCCAGCAUUAUCACCACCUGCUGCCGGGCUCACAUUUCCUUCCGAUCUGCUCACGUUGAUCCGGCAGACGGCUACCGUAUCCGCUUCGAGCAAUCUUUCGUAUCUGCUGAGUAACUUCACGAAGGCACUGACAUCGACGAACACGGAAUUCAAUAUAUCACGAAGAUUUCCACCCUACCCGUUCUUCCCGUUCUACAAUGAUUCAGCGUUCGAUUCUUGCCCUUCCAUUCAAAUGCCGAUAGGGAAUUUGAUCUCCAUGAUUUUGUAUGCCAUCGUUGCCAUCAUCGGACUGUUUGGAAAUACACUCGUAAUCUAUGUAGUGCUACGAUUCUCCAAGAUGCAAACCGUUACCAAUAUGUACAUCCUGAAUCUGGCUAUUGCGGAUCAGUGCUUUUUGAUUGGAAUUCCAUUCCUCAUCACCACGAUGCACCUGGGUGAAUGGACAUUCGGAAAUGGCAUGUGCAAGGCGUAUAUGGUUUCCACUUCAAUAACGCAGUUCACAUCGUCAAUCUUUCUGUUCAUCAUGUCGGCCGACCGCUACAUUGCGGUAUGUCAUCCAAUUUCAUCGCCCCGCUUUCGGACACCGAUGGUAUCAAAAAUUGUAUCAUUUUUCGCCUGGACAACGUCCGCACUCAUAAUGCUACCGGUGAUGCUGUACGCUAAUACGAUUCAACGCGAGAAGGGAAAACUUUCGUGCAACAUAGUGUGGCCCUCGGAAAAUGCCGGCAACUCCGGUACGACUUUUACGCUCUAUUCUCUCAUCCUUGGAUUUGCGUUUCCCCUCUCACUGAUUCUUAUGUUCUACUAUUUGGUAAUACGGAAACUUCGUACGGUGGGCCCAAAAAACAAAUCCAAAGAGAAGAAACGUUCCCAUCGCAAGGUCACCAAGCUUGUGCUCACUGUCAUCACUGUGUACGUGCUCUGCUGGCUACCGUACUGGAUCUCACAGGUAGCCCUCAUACAUUCUCCACCGGACGUUUGUAAAUCGCGACUGGAAAUCACAGUCUUCGUCCUGGUCAGCUGCCUUGGCUACUCCAACUCAGCAAUGAACCCGAUCCUGUAUGCCUUCUUGUCGGACAACUUCAAGAAAAGCUUCCUGAAGGCAUGCACCUGCACCAAGGGUAAGGACAUCAACGCACAGCUGCAAAUCGAAAACAGUUUCUUCCCCCGUUUCGGACGGAAUCGGGGCUCCGAAAGGGGUAACUCAACGAAAAUCCUUCACACCGGCAGACAAAAGGUAGCCGAUCAGAGCCACCCUAACGACACGGUCAACAAUUACAAUAGUGGCAACGGAAACAAUACCGGUAGCGGUAGUGGCAGCAAUGGUGGCACAGUCCCCGGUGGUCUAACCAGUAAUGGAAACAAUGGAAACACGACAACGACUACGAAUGCGACCACGACCACCAACACGGCGGGGGGUGGAACGUCCACCUCGAAUGUAGUGCCGAUCGUCGGGAAAGUCUUCGAUGCCAGUUCCAGGCCGCCCGUUCUGCACACGGAUUUAUAAGUCGCGUGAAUAUGUGUGUGUCUGCUGCUGUGAGAUAAAGAAAACAUGGAACAUGGAACGGACCGGUAAUUGGUGCCCCGGUUCACUGCGUGAGUGCGUAGCGUUAGUUUAUACAGAAAAAUAUCAACAUCGAAGGAAGGAUGAUUGCCGCUUUUUUGUCGGAGAUGUUCUCAACUGCAUGGUUAUUGGACGACUCGCAGUUAAUGCACCGCAGGACCACGUUAACUGUAAUUUUCCCAUUUUUGUCACAGUGAGAAGAAGGGCACAUGUUGAACUUGACUGACCAAUUCGACUUGUGUUCACUGCUGCCGAUGCACACUGUAAAACGAGUAGUUGGAACAAUUUGUGAUGCAUUAAUUUUACUUAGAACUUCGCGGCUUGCAACAAAUAGUUCGAAUUUUUUUGUUUGGUUUGCGAUCUACUAAAAUAAGCUGUAAAUUUCGAUACAUAAUCAAAGUACCAGCAAACCGUCACGUCAUAAUAUUUACCGAUGAAUUACUGUGAUUAAUUAGUACAUGUUAGGGCAGCAGAAAAAUUGCUUUUGACACGAACUAGCUGCGUUUGGCCCAGCUUUGGGGCAUAAUCGAGUCGAUGCAAGAAAAUAGUAGUCGUUUUGUACUAUCGAAGGCGUAAGCCGUCAAUACAUACAUAAAUUGAUACAUAUUGAUUUCAGGGAGUAUUUUAACUAUUAGUAAAUUGUGCAAAAAAGAAAGUUUAUAUUGCAUGUGAACGAGAAGAACAAGCAGAAGACGUAUCAUUCGUUAGUUCGGUAUAGUCUUACUGUAUAUGAAUUAAGAUCGAUACUGAUCGUGAAGACUAAUUACUCUUGCAUAUAGCAGUAACUACUAGAUCAUUUUUCUCUUUGUGAAAAAUUUGCGUUACGUUACUAAAAAUCACGAUUAAGGUAUUUGAAAAACGUGAUUCAAAUGAAAAUGCACAAAAGAUUUAACAUCGAUAAAGUAAUAGUAAAUAUUUCGAAAGGGAAAAUGGACGCUGAAUGGAGCCCUUAUUAGUGUCUUUUUUCCUUUUUUCCCAUUCUAAACUAUGGUUGAAAUGUUCAACAAAGUGAAUUGGGAUGCUUUUACACAUUGCUUGAGUGGAGAUCCAUAAACGAGGUAUAAUCGUAAUCCAUUGAAGUUCGCAAACUAGCAUUAAGUCUGUGGUUAUUCCCGAAUACCGUGAAUAUGAGAAUUGAGAAAAGAUUGUGUACAUACAAGUGAAGUGUAUAGUUAGAAUUAAGAAGAGAUCAAUUGAAUAAAAAUGUUAUUUAGAAUCAA
This is a messenger RNA of Topomyia yanbarensis, 3665 nucleotides long. Its product is annotated as somatostatin receptor type 2-like. Gene Ontology annotation, cellular component: membrane; neuron projection. Gene Ontology annotation, molecular function: somatostatin receptor activity; peptide binding. Gene Ontology annotation, biological process: G protein-coupled receptor signaling pathway. Lineage: Eukaryota; Metazoa; Arthropoda; Insecta; Diptera; Culicidae. The transcript has 2 exons. Bases 775 to 2388 code for a protein of 537 amino acids. The record is from RefSeq and is a predicted model, not a curated record.